UUUGCUGUUCNCAUCCUUUGGGAUCUUUUGACUCUUAUAUACCGUGCUCUUUUAUUUGCAGGUCAUUACAAUAUUUUUGUUGGUGAUCUAAGUCCUGAGGUCACUGAUGCUACACUGUUUGCAUGCUUUUCUGUCUACACCAGUUGUUCAGAUGCAAGGGUUAUGUGGGAUCAGAAGACUGGGCGUUCAAGAGGAUUUGGAUUUGUUUCAUUCCGCAGUCAACAGGAUGCACAAAACGCUAUAAAUGAUUUGACUGGUAAAUGGCUUGGAAGUAGACAAAUACGUUGUAACUGGGCAACUAAAGGUGCUGGUGGUAUAGAAGAGAAGCAAAACUCAGAUGCAAAAAGUGUGGUGGAACUAACAAAUGGCUCAUCUGAAGAUGGUAAAGAGGUUUCUAAUAGUGAUGCUCCUGAGAACAAUCUUCAGUAUACAACGGUUUAUGUGGGUAACCUUGCUUCAGAGGUAACUCAACUCGAUCUCCAUCGCCACUUCCAUUCUCUUGGGGCUGGCGUGAUAGAGGAGGUUCGUGUCCAGCGUGAUAAAGGGUUUGGUUUUGUGAGGUACAGUAAUCAUGCUGAAGCAGCUCUGGCUAUUCAGAUGGGGAAUGCCCAAUCUCUUCUUCUUGGAAAACAAAUUAAGUGCUCUUGGGGGAGCAAGCCCACUCCACCUGGAACUGCUUCAAAUCCCCUUCCCCCACCUGCUGCUGCAUCUCUGCCUGGGCUGUCUCCAAACGAUCUUUUGGCAUACGAGCGACAACUAGCCAUGAGUAAGAUGGGGAGCGUGCAUGCUGCCUUGAUGCAUCCCCAAAGCCAACAUUCUCUUAAACAAGCAGCGGCCAUUGGAGCCAGCCAAGCAAUAUAUGAUGGUGGGUUCCAGAAUGUUGCAGCUGCACAGCAAAUGAUGUAUUACCAGUAACACUCCGCGCUUCUCUUGAUGUGGUUUAUGCAACUAUUAUAUAUCCUGCCUGCUGCACAUUGAUUCCUGUUAAACUUUAGGGAGCUUUUACAUUUUACCCUUUUUCACUUCACGGUGGUUUGGUAGUUACACCUGCCAUAUUAGAUAAUUAUGAGCAAACAUUUGUAUGGGUUUGUAUCAUGUAUGCGGUUUUCUACUUAGUAGUGAUGAGUGUUUAUGAUUUUAAUAGGGAUUGUCUACCCUGACAUUUUUCUUCUCACACCCAUUUGGGUGUUACUAUGCGAUGCUUGUCAUCAAUAUCAUCAUCCUGUCUAUAGAUGCUGUUAUGUAUUUAUUAAAUAUUUCAAUGCACAAUCACUCUGCUAGUCGUAA
This is a messenger RNA of Vigna umbellata (rice bean), 1287 nucleotides long. The record is from RefSeq and is a predicted model, not a curated record. NCBI's taxonomy places the organism in Eukaryota, Viridiplantae, Streptophyta, Magnoliopsida, Fabales, Fabaceae.